Molecule: messenger RNA, 2820 nt
Organism: Strongylocentrotus purpuratus (purple sea urchin)
Lineage: Eukaryota; Metazoa; Echinodermata; Echinoidea; Camarodonta; Strongylocentrotidae
Product: monocarboxylate transporter 14-like
Exons: 5
Coding region: 32-1477 (481 amino acids)
Biological process (GO): transmembrane transport; monocarboxylic acid transport
Molecular function (GO): monocarboxylic acid transmembrane transporter activity
Source: RefSeq, a predicted model, not a curated record
UCCCUUCAGCCGUUCCGGGUCCCUCAUCUUCAUGACGAUGGUGGUAACCAACCCUUAUGCCGGACUCCUGGCCGACAAGUACGGUCAUCGUCAAGUCAUCUUCGUGGGUGGAGUCAUUUCGUCGCUCGCAAUCUUAGCAAGCUCUUUCGCGACAGAUUUCACCAUGCUCACCAUCACGUAUGGUUUGGUGGGAGGCAUUGGAUUUGGACUGAGUCACAUGCCUGCAAUUGUGAUGCUCAGCCGCUACUUCGACACCAAAAUCGGCACGGCUACGGGACUGGCGAUGUCUGGAACAGGACUCGGGACCAUCUUCAUGUCGAUCGUCACUCAGUACCUGGUCGAUGAGUUCGGCUGGCGUGGGACCAUGAUGAUCUUGAGUGCCAUCAAUGCCCACCUAUGCGUGGCCGCAGCGGUGAUGCGUCCGGUCAAACUGGGUUUGCGACGCAUGACCCCCGCAGAGGAGGCUAAACUAAAAGCAAAGACCAAAGAAGUAAGAGGCAUCACCUACAAAGAAUUGCCACAGGAGGACCCUGCAGCAAAAGGCAUGAGCAUCACAGCUAACCCUGUACAUGAACCUAACGGAACAGAGGGCGCUGUUUUCAGGACUAACACAUUGUUAGAUAGGGACAGAAACUCCAACUCACUAACUACAAAAUAUGUCAAGAUGGAUGUUAACCUUAAAUACAAUGGAUCCACACAAAACGGAACAUUCGAGACUAUUGAAAUAGUUCACAAGAAGGCAAAGGAGGCUGAUGCAAAUGGUAAAACAUCGCCUUCUGCAUGUUGCAGGGUAUGGUCCAACAUUGUGUCGUUCCUGGACUCCGUGUACGGUUUUGUACUUUGGAAGAACCCUAUGUACCUGUCUUUUCUGAUGGGCAUCAACCUAUCAUUCUUUGGGAUGACUGUAGUUUCUGCUCAUGUGGCGAAGCGGGCCCUUGAGUAUGGUAUAGAAGACAUGUACAGCACAUUGCUGGUGGCAGUGUUAGGUCUAAGUCAAGCAGUGGGUCGUAUCGUGUCCGGUCCUCUGGUAGACCGAUGUCGCCUUAACCCUCUCCGUCUCUACCAGUCCAUGGCUGCCUUAUGCGGGGUCUCCAUCAUCUUCAGUAUCUACCUCAAAUCAUUCUCAGCUCAGGUAGUGUUUUGUGCCUUGGCAGGCUAUACGACAGGAGCCUGUGCCACACUUCAAACUGUGAUGUGUGUAUCACUCUUCGGACCGGGUCAGAUGAAGUAUGCAUAUCCCGGUGUCAUUCUAGCUGUGGGGAUCGCCAUGCUCACCAGUCCACCCAUAGCAGGUCUGUGUCGCGAUCUCCAGGGAAAUUACCUGGGAGCUUUCUUCAUGGCCGCAGCUGCCUGUUUCUCGUCGGUGGUGGCGCACCUCCCUUUGAGCUGCACCAUCAAGCCAGGAAAGAAACAUGCUCACACUCCCAUAGAAGAUAACGACCCGUACUUAGGCGACGAAUUUGUCCCAAAAGUAUAAACUGUUUAUCGCUCUCAUCAUUUCCUUAUUUCCUUAUUUCUUUAUAAAAGAAAAAGACAUCAAACCGGUUAUGAUUUCAAUUACCAAUCCAAUAUUAUUCAUCUCUUCCUUUUUUGUCAUGAAAUGUUUUCUUAACGUUAUCCCCAAACUGACCAAUAAUAAAUUGUUGGAUAUUCAGGUAAAGUAGUAUUUUAAAGAAAAUCACAAAUAUGACCAAUAAUGUGCCACUGGAAACCAGGAAGCCUACAGAUGACAAUCCUUUAAGAGUUAGGUCAACUACGUAUCGAAUGAUACAAAAAGGAGGAGACAGUAUUAUAGUAAUAGUAGCAAUGUUAAUCGCCGAGUAGUCAUAGAAGGGGCAUUAUCUUAACAUUUCAUCUUCAUCAGUCGGGCAGCCCAUCAAAGUCUCGAAUAGUUCAACUUGGUGCUAUACCUGUAGGUUUUUUGGUCUGUGUCUUAUUACCAGCACGUUUCUAGAAUAUGAACUGUAUACUUGUGUGUAUAUUACCAACUCCGUUAUUAUCCCUUAUUUUAUUUUGCAAUUGCUGAAAUUUUGUACAGACUCUACACAUGGAAUGUAUUGAAGAAUAUUUCAUGUGGCAUGCAAUGAGUUAAGCCUUAAGCACUGCAUUAUUUUAUCGAUCAUUAUUUGACGUAUUGUGUGUGAAAGUUCACUCAUUUAAUCUUGAGUUAAAUGAUGGAAGGACUUGAUAAGCUUUUGUAAGCUUUUGUUAAAGUGUCUUGCAUGUAUUUCAAUGUUGCCUUUUUGAGAAAUUGUAACUGAUUUAGUCUUAUAGUGACGAGCCUCGUCUCAAAUGACAAUGGUGCUCAAAGUACUGAUCAUUCCAUUUCUAUAGUCAUGAAUGUCUUUACAUUAAAUAAAAGUGUGUGUAUGCAGACUACUUGAAUCUGGGUGAUAUAUCAGAUAAUAUGUAUAUAAGCAUCAGCUUCUAAACGCUUUUGGGUGUAAUACAGUAGCUAUUAAUUUAUAAACUGAUUAUUUUUGUCAUAGUUUUCUAAACUUUUGUAUAGCUUUAUUAUAUCCUGUGAGGAAAGAUUACUACGUGUAUUUUAAUUUGUGUAAAUCUCGCGUGGAAAUGUAUCAAAAUUCAAUCUGGUAUAUCUGCUCUCUCUCUCAUCGUAGAGCAGACAUUACUCUACCUCACAAAAGUAUGAUAAAAAACAGUGUGUGACACUUACUAUAUUUUACUAAAAAUGAAAGGAACACACCCUAAGCAUCCUAAGAGUUUGUUUGUAUAUUAAAGUUAUGAUCCACAAUGGAUGGAAAUUACUCAAAUAUACUUGUAAUAAGAGAAUAAAUUCUAUAUUAUUUGAAAAAGUUA